AUGGGUGUCGCAAAGACGACAAGAAAGUUUGGCCAGGUGAAGCGCGUCAUCGGCCAGAGAGAUGCUCGCCUGAAGAAGAACAAGGACAAGGCCGAGCUCGGCAACAAGAAGAAGGAGUCUGAGGAGACCCCAGAACUGGUCCGAGAAAUCCCACAACAGUCCGUCUCGCUCUUCCACAUGGCCAACACGGCCAUGGUUCCGCCAUACCAAGUUCUCGUCGACACGAAUUUCCUCUCCCACACCGUCCAGCGCAAGCUGCCUCUAUUGGAAACAAGGAUGGACUGCCUCUACGCCACCUGCCGACCUAUUCUGACCGACUGUUUCAUGGCUGAGCUCGAAAAGCUAGGUCCCAAGUACCGCAUCGCUCUCAAGAUUGCCCGUGACGAGCGCUGGGAACGUGCCACCUGCACACACAAGGGCGGCGUAUUCGCAAGGUUCCUGGUGUACCAAAUUAUGAGCGUGGCUCGCGGCAAAUACGUCAUCGAAGGCCUCCCCGACGCACCAGUGUCGUAG
Molecule: messenger RNA, 513 nt
Organism: Grosmannia clavigera kw1407
Lineage: Eukaryota; Fungi; Ascomycota; Sordariomycetes; Ophiostomatales; Ophiostomataceae
Product: duf652 domain containing protein
Exons: 7
Coding region: 1-513 (170 amino acids)
Cellular component (GO): nucleolus; small-subunit processome
Source: RefSeq, a predicted model, not a curated record